Messenger RNA from Kickxella alabastrina, 1887 nucleotides. RefSeq lists its product as uncharacterized. NCBI's taxonomy places the organism in Eukaryota, Fungi, Kickxellomycota, Kickxellomycetes, Kickxellales, Kickxellaceae. The transcript is spliced from 4 exons. Bases 1 to 1887 code for a protein of 628 amino acids. The record is from RefSeq and is a predicted model, not a curated record.
AUGGCUCAGACCCAAAGGAGGCAGAGUAAGGCCACCAAUCGGCUAGUCGGCCUGUUUAAGCGCAACCCGUCGAUUCCUGACAUCAUGCCUCCCAUUACAACCCAAAAGCCCGCUGGCGACGCGGCAAGGUCGGGGCUGGCAAUCACACCGGCACCGCCGGCGGCGUCAAAUCUCAAGGACAGACGGUUGUCGACCUCGGCAUCGACGCCAAACUUGAUUGAGGUUGCCGCUGCCGCCGCCGCCGCCAGCAACGACCAGCCGGCGAUGGCUGUAUAUGCAGCGACUGAGCGGGGCGACAUUCCGCCAAUGCCAGUGCCGCCAACCAUGAGACCCAGCAUUUCUUUGGUGUCCAACUAUAACGGAUUAUCUAUGGAGUCAAUAGGCACUGCAGAUAACAACAGGUCAGGAUCUUUGCUUUCAGCACGCACGGCUCGGGGAGGUUCUAUUAGCGACACAAUGGUGGCGAGCGUGGGCGGAAUUUUGACGGGCAUCGAGGACCAGAGCUCGACGCAGCAGCAACAGGUCCUGAGACCCGCAUUGCGCAUAGCUACCCACACAACCAGUGAGGCCUUGGCAUUUGUUUCCGAGCACACGCAGUUGCAUGAGUCUAUCAUGAGUGCUAGUGCGGAUGGCACAAUGCGCAGUCGCAAGUCCAGCGUGGCCGCUUCAGGCUCGCAAUCCAUAGCCCGUAACGGUAUGGGCCUGGCCGCUGGCAUUGUGAGCAAUAAUUCGAGCCCACUGUCGGCCCUGUGGUUUAUCAAUACUCUGCACCGGUCGAUGACCACUGGCGGUGCGUACCUGACCCCCAGUCUGUUCAUCCCCAGACGGCUGUGGUUCCAGACGGGCAUCCGCGUUGCUGCGAUUGAGACAAAGCUCGGCGUAUUAGCCCAGCUGACUCAGUCGUUCUCAUCGAUGAACUCACAGCUCUCACUGCCCAACAUUGACGCGCUGUUUUUGUCAAACGUGCCAGCCAAGCUGGAGGAGUGCCGGGCAGAGACCACCCCGUGGGAGUCAGAAGACAAGAGCGGCCGCAACAACCCGGAGAAGGACAGCCUGCAUAAGGCGUGCGUGGCGCUGCACCAUUGGCUGAACAACCUGGAGGAAAUGCUGGAAAGCAACCGCCGCGCUACCUUGUCCAACCCGCUGGCCGCCGCUUCGAACGAGAAUCUGCAGGCGUCCUUUACGCACCUGCCAUUUGCGGCCACUGCCUUCCCUGCCGCCAGCUCGCACGAUGGCAACAACCAAGUGAGCAAUGCAUCGUUCCCGAACUUGACGCUUAGCAAUGGCGAUCUUGUCAAUGGCAGCAGCCACACAACGCCCAUGUCGCCCACCAGCCCAGAUGUCGAGCUACCGUCCGAAACGCGGACAUCCGAUGUGCGUAUUCCAGAGGCUCCGAACGGCGUUAUGUUUGGCGGCAGCGGUAUGGCAUCCGCGUCAAACGCGAACCGCGAUCAGCUGAGCAAGGACCAGAUGGGCAACUCGCGGUUCAAGGGGCUCGGGAAACUUGGCAAGAGCGUCGACCGGCUCUACUCGAAUAUUCAGAAGGAGAAACUCGAUGACACCUCAGCAGCCAUCAGUGUCGUCAAUUGGCUCGGCGGCCGAAAGGAAGUCAUCGAAUGCAUCGACAUCCACAAGCGCGACUGCUGCUGCUGCUGCUGCUGCACGGCAACUGCGAUGUUGACGGCAACUACCGCCGUAUCCCCUGCUGCUAAUGGCACCAAUGCCACUACAACUACUGCUGGGACUGACAAGAAGAACAGACGGCGGUCAAACUACUUUAGUCAGCGCCAGAACAGCACUGGAUUUGUUGAAACCAAUGAAGCCAUGCCUAGCAUCAACACGAAGCAAAGCCUCGCACAGAGUCCUUCUCGUCAAUUCCGCGCCUAA